Molecule: messenger RNA, 1875 nt
Organism: Oncorhynchus kisutch (coho salmon)
Lineage: Eukaryota; Metazoa; Chordata; Actinopteri; Salmoniformes; Salmonidae
Product: CST complex subunit STN1-like
Exons: 8
Coding region: 323-1537 (404 amino acids)
Biological process (GO): telomere capping
Cellular component (GO): CST complex
Molecular function (GO): single-stranded telomeric DNA binding
Source: RefSeq, a predicted model, not a curated record
ACAGCCGCAAACUUUUCAACAUUGUUGUCUUUACCACAUUUACAUCUAUUAAUAAUCGUCCUUCACGAUUAAAAGAUGUUUACAUAAAUGCAUGGUUUAUUUCAUCUGUUCUAUUUUCCUCUAUUUUCUUAUUCACGUGACCGGAAACUCGGACUUUUGCGGAAGCUGUGCAAAUAUUUGCUCAAAUCUCAAAACAUUUCCCGGGAAAACGAAGCAAAACAAAUUAACCAAGCGAGGGAGAGACGAGUAAAGCUUUCUUAAGUAGGUUAGCGUGCUACUUUUGGUUGUUUUUGAUCGCGUGUAGUGAGUCGCCUAGGAUGGUAUGCAGCCUGAAGCGACAGAACCAGAGGAGGAUAGUGUCUGGGAGGAACCGCCUUCAAUGCUGUGGGGACUGGACCCAAUGUUUAACGCUUUCAACAGGCUCUAUGUCAAAGACAUCCUACAUAUGAGAGAGUCCUGUCAAGUGUCAGGGAUAUACUUCUACAACUCUCACCCGAUAUUCAAAGUUGAUGUGCUCGGGACUGUGGUGUACAAGCGAGAGCGAGAAGACUUCUUCUGUUACGGAGUUGAUGAUGGUACUGGUGUUAUAAACAGCCUUUGCUGGAAAGAUGAACAGUGGAGGGAGCAAGGUGACCCUGCUACACGUAAGUGCAGAUAUUCUCAUUAUAGCUGUGUGUCAGCCCUGUUCAUGUUCACGGUUGGCUGUGUAUUAUCUUCAGUAUGGGCGAGGUCUUUCGGUAGCAGCACUUGUGAAGACUUCAACCCAGCCAGCGAGCUGAAGAAACUACGGCAAGCCCAACACAGCAGCUCCCACCUGGAGAUAGGAGAACUGCUCAGGGUGCGAGGGCCCGUCAAGACCUCCAGACAACAGCGAGAGAUAAUGGCCUCUACAUACUAUAAAGUGUCAGACCCGGUGAUGGCGGUCCAGAUAUCCUGGAUGAUGGAGGUUCCUCAGCUCUACAGACAGUGCUAUGAUAAACCAUUCCAUCUGGACAGCAGUGCACAGAACAUUCAAGGUGGUUCUGCUUCCUACCUGCUUGGCAGAGCCACUCGUAUCCUGAAGGACUUCCUGAAAGAGAAAGAAGUCACCAGGUUCAGACCCUAUGAUGUCCAGGACCUUCUACAGCCUCUGGUCUCCAGACAAUCUCAGAAGACUGCAUCAGAACAGGAGCCUGAGGCUGGUCCAUCAUCGGGUCCACCAACAUCUUUCAAACAGCUCAGGGAGCUACUCCAGAAGAGCCUUCAGAUCCUGCAGGAUGAAGGCUUGGUGUUCCGCAAGGUCAAAUGUCAGGAUGAGGUCUACCAUGUAACGGAACGGGACAAGGAUCUUCUCAUGGCAGUCCGAGACAUUCUUCGGGAAGAUUGCAGACGAGAGAAAUAUGCGGAAAAGGGUUGCCACAUCCUGCACAUCCUGUCCAGUGUGAGACAGAGGUACAGUCGCAAUGUGAGCAAGGCAGCUUUGGUGCUGGUCCUCAAAGCUCUGGAGUGUAAUAGUGACAUCAUCAGCACCAGCGACAGUCAUUACACUAUCCUCUGACGCUGACUUAGACAUUCUGGGGACAAGCUGUCUGAAAUGGGAGUGAAACGGGGAGGUACCAUCUGACCUUGUCCAAUAAGAAACGCAUGUUUUUGUUUUCUGUUGGAAAAAUAUAUAUAACGUGUGCCCUAAUAAAUAUGACCCUUAAUACAUUUGAUUAUUACUUAACAUGGCCAUCUUCAAGAUAUCAGUUGCUAUCAAUCAUGCUAGAGCUAUGUACAUUUGUAAUGUAUUUUUAAAGAGUACAGGACAAGUGGUUUUGUGCAAUAUAUAUAUAUAUUUUUCAAUGUGCAAAAGUUGUGUAAAUGAUGUGUAUAAUACCUGGAUUUAGAAUUCAA